Glossina fuscipes is the source of this 2805-nucleotide messenger RNA. It is a transcript of the gene Elovl7, whose product is annotated as elongation of very long chain fatty acids protein. The transcript has 6 exons. Gene Ontology annotation, biological process: sphingolipid biosynthetic process; very long-chain fatty acid biosynthetic process; fatty acid elongation, polyunsaturated fatty acid. The record is from RefSeq and is a predicted model, not a curated record. Gene Ontology annotation, molecular function: fatty acid elongase activity. Lineage: Eukaryota; Metazoa; Arthropoda; Insecta; Diptera; Glossinidae. Gene Ontology annotation, cellular component: endoplasmic reticulum membrane. The coding region runs from base 1705 to 2739 and encodes 344 amino acids.
AAAAAAAAAAAAAAAAACAAACACAAAUUAUGCUAAAAAGAGAAAGGAUUUACAAUUCGGUUAAAGCGAAUCUUUUGAUGUUUUGAUGAUGAUAUGCUUGUGAUUUUAAUGAAUUCACCUCUCAACUAGAAAGUGCGCGCCCGUUUUAAAUUCUUGACUAAUUUUCUAGUUCAUAUAAGCGCUUCUUUCACUUGCCAAAUCAAUUAAGUCGAGAAAAACGAUAGCCUUUGUUGCGGCAGAGAACGAUUUUCAUAUGCAUAUGUAGUAAAUUUUAAUUGUUUCGUUAAAAAAUGUUGUAAAUAAAUUUUUAUCACGUUUCACAUUGGAGUACGAAUUGAUCUCUGUAAUGAAUUAUUUAUUAUGAUUUAAUGGCAAAAAGCAAAAUUUUUAUCUCUUUAAUGCUAUUUAUGCUUAUUAGUAGAGAAAUUUAUUUUUAAUAUACAGUGCAAUAGAACAGAAAAGGAAAAUUUCGAAAUCAAUUUUCUUGAUCAUGAGUGAAAUAUUCACGAUAUGAUAUUGAUUGCAGCAAGUGGACGGACAGACCUAGAAAUUUAAUUGAAUUUUUUUUUUAAGGAUUUCCACUUUUCUUAACAAUAGGAACAAUCAAAAAUUUUAUAAAGCCCAUCCCAUCCAUGUAAGUGAAAAUUGAAAACACCAAACGCUACACAAGGGACCAAUCCAAGAUCAAUUCUUUUGGAUGUUUGGAAAAUGUACUCCUUUUCCAUUUUUAAUUUUUUUUUUUGCUGGAGUAAGUACUUCUGAUAUUUAAAUCGAAGUCGAAACAGAAGUAUUACGAGCCCGAAUAAGCUGCCUGUCGGAAACUUUUACUAUUCGAUUCAUAGCCGGAUGAACAAAUGGAUCCCAAUCGAUUAGAGAUUUAUUGGAGAGACUCUUCAUGGUGUGAGUGCUUGUAAAUAUUUAAGCGCAAAACUGAAAACUUACUGCACAUUAUCUUCUCCCCCGUUAAUGAAUAUAAAAGCGCAACGAUACCCAUUGCCACCAUCGCUACCGCACUGCCGAUUAUUUACUCGUUUAUUUAGUUCAACAACAUUUUUCUUGUUUCGGUUUGUUUACGUUUGGCCCAUAACUUAAUUGUGGCUCUGCGUAUAUAUAUAUAUAUAUAUAUAUAUAUAGCAGAGUAUGUGUGCGUAUGUGUUUAUUUUGGUGCAAAUACUAAUCAAGAUUUCGACAUUACGUUGAAGCAAUAACAUGCUUUUAAUUAGUGAGAAUUUUCUCAAAAAAAAAAAAAAAAAAAAGGCGACCAAAAAAAAAAACGAGACACAACAGUAAAUAAAAUUAAAAGUGAAUAUAAAGCUUCUGUAUGCGAGAUUGACAAUGCCUGCUGCAUUCAUCCAUUCUCUUUAAUAGGGAAGAAAUACAAUCGGAAUGUUAUUAUUAUUCCAAAUAUUGAUAACAUAUACGUAUGUAGACAUAUGACCUCCAUUUGUGGUAAUACAUUUUUCUCUACAGCCUGUUUACCUUAAUAUCUGUAUGAAAAAAAAAAGGAAAAAAAGCUUAUGCGUUUUUCUUAAAGCUUUUACUUCACACAUAAUUGUUUACUUGCUACUAACAAUCAAGUUUGUAACGCGAAAUAACACAACAACAACAACAACAACAGCACACCAAUAACGUUGCAAUGCCCAUUUCUGCAUGAAGAGUGAAGUAAUCAAAUAAAUUUUCGCUUUGAUUUUAUCAUAAUCGGCAAUGAUGGAUUACAUCAGUUCAAUUUAUGAUUACUGGCGAGACCUUAUGGAAAAUAAAGCAGAUCCUAGAACUAAAGAUUAUCCGCUAAUGAGUUCACCCUUUCCCACCAUUGCCAUCUGUUUAUCGUAUGCGUAUUUUGUUAAGGUAUUGGGUCCAAAAUUGAUGGAAAACAGAAAACCAUUUCAACUGCGAACAGUUUUAGUUGUUUACAAUUUCGCUCAAGUGUUAUUCAGUGCCUGGUUAUUCUACGAGGCUAGCCUUAAUGGUUGGUUAAAUGGUUACAACUUCAGAUGCGAACCGGUGGAUUAUUCAUACACACCUGAAGCUCUUAGAACGGCACGAGGGUGUUGGUGGUAUUUUUUCUCAAAAUUUACAGAAUUCUUCGAUACAUUCUUCUUUGUGAUGCGAAAACGUUACGAUCAAGUGUCCACCUUGCAUGUGAUACAUCAUGGCAUUAUGCCAUUUUCAGUUUGGUGGGGCGUUAAAUACACACCGGGCGGUCAUUCAACAUUUUUCGGUUUUCUCAACACCUUUGUACACAUCGUCAUGUAUACGUAUUACAUGCUAGCGGCUAUGGGACCUAAAGUUCAAAAAUACCUAUGGUGGAAGAAAUACUUAACGCUUCUACAAAUGGUGCAAUUCGUCUUGGUUAUGGUACAUUCGUUUCAAUUGUUCUUUAAAAACGAUUGCAACUAUCCCAUUGGUUUUGCUUACUUUAUUGGAGCUCAUGCGCUUAUGUUUUACUUUUUAUUUACGAAUUUCUAUAAGACGAGGUAUUUAAACUCGGAAAAGAAUAAAGCAGUAGCAGCAGCAGCGGCGGCCGGCUUGAAAAAUAAUGGUCAUCCUAAUGGAAUUUUAAAAUCAUCACUACUUCAACAAAAUGGUAACAUAGCGAAAUACACUGAAAUUAAUGGUAACACAAAAUUCGCUAGCACAAUGACGACGCUGGCGGCAACAACGCCAACAACCGGAUCAGUAACAACGCCAAAUGGGAAUGUGACAAGACAACGGAUACAUGCCAGCACCGAUAAUUAAUUAAUUAAUAACACAUUAUAACACACACACACACGCACACACAUAUACACAUAUAAAUAUUAUCAU